Molecule: messenger RNA, 444 nt
Organism: Orbilia oligospora ATCC 24927
Lineage: Eukaryota; Fungi; Ascomycota; Orbiliomycetes; Orbiliales; Orbiliaceae
Exons: 1
Coding region: 1-444 (147 amino acids)
Cellular component (GO): cytoplasm
Molecular function (GO): glutathione transferase activity
Source: RefSeq, a predicted model, not a curated record
AUGGAAAAGGAUCCUCUAUAUGGCUUCACUAAACUCUCAGCGCUCUAUUUCAAGGCAAAACCAGACUAUGAAGGCCGGUACACAGUGCCACUCAUAUGGGAUAAAAAAACAGAGACUAUUGUCAACAAUGAAAGUUCGGAAAUCAUUCGUAUGUUAUUUACUGCGUUUGACGAAUUUCUUCCGGAAAGCGAGCGCGAAGUCAACAAGCCGGGCGGUGGCUACUACCCGGAAAAUCUUCGCAAAGAAAUCGACGAAAUGAAUGAAUGGGUCUACGACAAGAUAAACAACGGGGUCUAUAAAACCGGGUUUGCCUCCACCCAAGAAGCAUAUCUCAGCAAUGUAGUACCCUUGUUUGAAAGCUUAGAUCGUGUCGAGAAACAUCUCAGCGACCGUGGAACCAAGUAUCUAUUUGGAGAUCACAUCACAGAGGCAGAUAUUCGGUAA